Molecule: messenger RNA, 485 nt
Organism: Rubroshorea leprosula
Lineage: Eukaryota; Viridiplantae; Streptophyta; Magnoliopsida; Malvales; Dipterocarpaceae
Source: the annotation of a GenBank genome assembly
UAUUUUAUUAUUAAAUAAACAGAGAGAAAAAGCUGGAUCCUUAUUUCCUGAUCUUUAAGAAACAAAAAUAUUUUAGUUUCGUUAAAUUAAUAGUUAGUUAAGAGUAAACAGUUUUAUUAGCAUCCGAAAAAAUGUCUCUCGUUUCCCCAGCUUCCUCUGAACCCCCUUCGGCGGACCCAAUCCCCCCCUCCCUUCCCCCACCGCCCGACAUACUAGCCAUCAUUCCGCCCUCACCAGGACCAGAUCCAGCCACACCUACAGUGGUGCCCUCCCAACCCAGUCCCAACCCAACGCCGGCGGUAAAAUCCUUUCGGGAUACAUUGGUGGAUGGAAAUGCUUCCAUCGAGCCUCCCCUCGUCACAUAUGAAGAAUUGGUGGUUGCGAACCUGGAGUAAGAAUCCUCAACCCCUAUGGCAGAAGAUGUGUCACACCAAGGUAGUUUGUACCGUAUCGUACCGGUUUUAGAGGUUAACCGAAACGGAAUA